Messenger RNA from Podarcis muralis (Common wall lizard), 4044 nucleotides. The record is from RefSeq and is a predicted model, not a curated record. NCBI's taxonomy places the organism in Eukaryota, Metazoa, Chordata, Lepidosauria, Squamata, Lacertidae.
CAGACGAUCCUUUCACCUUGGCUGUCCAGGAGUAUUGUCUCAUCUCUCUCUGUCUCUCUCUGUUUCCCCUUCUUGCCCUGAGGAGGAACAAUGGCUCAAAAAUCAGUCAGAGUCUCUAAGAAUUUUAGCACCUCUUCAGCUGUUAUCCCAGGUAGCCGAACUAGCUUCAGCACGGUUUCGGUCUCCCGGGGAGGUGGUGCAGGCCUUGGACGUAUCAGUGGUGGCUUUGGCAGCAGAAGCCUCCAUGGCUUUGGAGCAAGUAAAAGAAUCUCCAUGGGUGGCUACCGUACUACUGCCAGAUCUGGAUAUGGUUAUGGAUUAGGUCAUGGAGGAGUUGGGUACCGGAUUGUUGGUGGUGGUGGCUAUGGCUAUGGAGCUGGCGCUGGUGGCAUCCAUGAGGUUACCGUCAACCCAAACCUCCUGGCGCCUCUUAACUUGGAGAUUGACCCCACCAUCCAGAAGGUGAGGAAGGAAGAGAAGGAGCAGAUCAAGACACUCAACAACAAAUUUGCCUCCUUCAUUGAUAAGGUCCGUUUCCUGGAGCAACAGAACAAAGUGCUAGAGACCAAAUGGAGCCUCUUGCAGGAGCAAAAGAUCACCCGGCGUAACCUUGAGCCUUUAUUUGAGUCAUACAUCAGUGGUCUAAAAAAUCAGCUGGAUCACAUUCUGGGACAGAGACCACAAUUAGAAAUGGAAUUGAAGAACAUGCAGGAUACAGUGGAGGACUUCAGGAUAAGGUAUGAAGAGGAAAUCAACAAGCGCACAAGUGCAGAAAAUGAUUUUGUGGUGCUCAAGAAGGAUGUGGAUGCUUCCUUUAUGAACAAGGUUGAGCUACAAGCCAGAGCGGAUUCCUUAGCUGAUGAAAUCAACUUCUUGAGAGCUUUCUAUGAAGAAGAAUUAGCCCAGUUGCAGGCCCACAUUUCUGACACCUCUGUCGUUCUCCAAAUGGACAACAACCGAAACCUGGACCUGAACAGCAUCAUUGCUGAGGUCAAGGCUCAGUAUGAAGACAUUGCCAACCGAAGCAGGGCUGAGGCAGAAUCGUGGUAUCAAAGCAAGUAUGAAGAAUUGCAGCUUUCCGCUGGAAGGCACGGAGAUGAUCUGCGCAAUACAAAGACUGAGAUCUCCGAGCUGAACCGCAUGAUCCAACGACUCCAUUCCGAGAUCGACAAUGUGAAAAAACAGUGUGCCAGCCUGCAGGCAGCCAUUGCCGAUGCAGAGCAGCGUGGAGAACUUGCCCUUAAAGAUGCCAGGAUAAAGUUGGCCGAACUGGAGGAGGCGCUAAUGAAGGCCAAGGCGGACAUGGCUCGCCAGCUUCGGGACUACCAGGAGCUCAUGAACGUCAAACUGGCCCUGGAUAUUGAGAUCGCCACCUAUAGGAAGCUGCUGGAAGGGGAGGAGAGCAGGCUUGCUGGAGAGGGAGUUGGCGCUGUAAAUAUCUCUGUGGUCCAUUCAUCUGGAGGCAUGAACUACGGCGGUGGAAGUGCCAUGGGCCUUGCAGGCGGCGUCGGCCUUGGCUACGGAGGAGGCCUCAGCACUGGAGGCAGCAGUUUCACCUCUGCUGGUGGCAAGGCGCUAUCUGGGAGCAUGAGUUCAGCCCGGGGUAGCAGCUCCAGUAUGAAGAUUGUGUCGAAAACCUCCACCACCAGAAAGAGCUACCAGAACUAAAGGCAUCCUUGGCUAAGUCAGGGGUGGAGAUACCUGUGGUCCUCCAGGUGUCGCUAGACUCCAACUCCCAUCCGGUACAGCCAGCAGUGAGGUCUGAUGGGAGUUGAAGUCCAACAACUGGAGGGCCACCAGUUCCCCCAUCCCUGGAAGUAGUCAAAUUAGGCAAGGCUGACUCGCAGGGGCAAACUAGACAUAAGAGUGAUGGGUCCCACUCAGUGAACAAGCUGGAAGGGAGAAAUACAGAGUGGGAUGGAGAGAGAAAAGAGGGAGAUCUACGCAGGUAUAUCAAUGCAGUGCAUGAGAGAUGAAGUAAUGAGAACACCGCUUGCAUUUUCAUUGUGCGAUCUUCCUGAUCCAGCAGUUCUUACCAGACAUUACAGGUGAUCUAAAGUGCUUAUUAACAGCUUCUCAAUGGCAAAUUUUACACCCACAAUUCCAGAGUUUCUGUUAGGAGAUAUUCCUAGCCCUAUCUGGGUUGAAACUGGUAUCUUCUGCAUGCAAAGCCGCUGAGCUGUGGCCCUCCCUGAACUCCCAGAGUUCCCUGGGAAGAUGGGUUGCUUGUUAAACCCCUCUGGUAAUUGUAUUUCUGUGAGGAGAAUACGUGUCUCCCAACAAUUCGCAGCACCCUUAAAAAACCCACAGUUUCCAGGGGAAAGCCAUGACUGUCUACAGUGACACAACACUGAUUAAAUGGAUAGCACAGAUGGGGCUGCAUCUGCUAGGGUUGCCAUGCAGUGGUCAAUUCAGAUUUACGAUAUGAAAAUAUAACUGAUAUUCUUAGUUACUUCAUCACCACUCAUGCAUUGCACUGAUGUAGUUAUGUAAUACCUCUGCCAUUUACUCUUCCUCCCACUCUGACUAUCAAAAGAUGUGAGAUCUGUUCUCCAUAGGUAUCAGGAUUGGAGAACACACACAGGGCAUCUGUCUAUUCUAUAUAUUUCACUGUGCAUCACGCAGUUCUGCCAUUACCAUUUACUGUGCUUUUCAUUAGCUAACCAUAUGUUUUUUAAGUACAUUUUUAAUUUUCACAUCUGCCAUAAAGUACACAUUGACGUUAUAAUGCAUUAAUGCAUUAAUUGUCCCCUAAUAAAAGCAACUCAUUACUUUCUGAAAAUAAUGGGCAUAAUAUGUAUGUUUCUUCUGACAAAUUAAUGGGAUGGGGACCUGUGGUCUUGUUUCCUUCUAUAGCUAACAAUACUUUCUUGUGUGUGCGUGUGGCGGAAGAGUUGCAGGGCAAAUGUUAAAGGCUUAAACCACUUCCCUCUACACUGUAAACCUGAUUCAGUUCCCCCUUAAUGUAGUCAUUAAAAUAUAAUCAGGAAAUCAAGUAGUGGAUUUCCCUUUCCAUAUUUAGUUUUACCCUUAAGAGUGAUUGGGUAAUGCUGCAUAAAAGCCAACCAUCAUGGGAUGACGUUCAUUCUUUCCAUGUGAAAUACCUUCCAGAGGAAAUAAAGAAGGAUUGUCAUUUGUAAUUUUGGUUUCCAUAAAACAUAUUGGGUCCAUGAACAUUUUUAUUGGAAGGUUUUUCUCUGGAAUAAUGCAGAAAACACAAACCCUAUCUAUAUAAAAUUUGGGAAAUUUGAAUGCUCUUCCAAAGACAAACGUGUUUCAUUUUUUUUAUAUAUAAUAUUUAUUGCAAAUUUUAAACAAAAGAGAAGCCAACAAACAUGUACAAUACUAUCACCAUACAACAAGACAAAAAAAGAAGAACAAAAGAAGUUUAGAAAGUAAACAUAAAUAGAAGAGAAAGAAAAAAAGAUACAUAAAAAUCAAUUUAUCCAUAAAUCAUAUUUCCAUAAUCUUUGGACCUCCUCACAUCCCCCUUUCCUGCGUUCUCACUCAUAUAGUUAUAAACAGCAAUUUAUUACCUUGUUUCGAAUCUUAUAGAAGACAAACGUGUUUCAGUGGUUCACUGAAAACAUUCUCGGUUUUCUAACAACUUUGGGAUUAGGAAGCAGAAAUCAGGAAAAAAUGAAGAAAUUGUUUCAGUGUUUGCAGUAAAAAUAGUAGAAUUCUUUUGUGUUCUUUGUUGCUGUUUUCAAAACAAUAACACGUCGACAGCUUAGCUGGCUUUACCUUGGCCUUGGGUCAAUUAAUUUCCCCAGAAUGUUAUGCCAUUAUGUAUAAGAGCCUGGAAACAAGUAUCAACACCAGAAUGAUCUUUGCAUAAUCAAUAUGUAGCAGAAUCACCUGGAAUAAGCAAAAGGGUCAUAUCAGUUUAUUGGCUCCAUGACUGAUGGCUCCUUGUAAGGAAAGGAGAUGUAUUUCUGGUCUAUAAUUGUACUCAAACCACCACAGCACUUGUAUACUUUUGUGUUUAUGUUGAAGUCUUUCCAAUUUCAUGCCAUCUCCGUAAUAAAACUGCUGUCGAUCUAA